AUGACGGUCGUGCUGAAACCGGUCAGUCCAGGCUCGUUCGAUGAACCGGAGACGCCGGUUAUUGUGUUGUGCAAAGGAGCAGAGACAUCAAUGCUACCGAAAAUUCGCCCUCGUUCCGAACCGGCAUUCGUUGUGUCCGAAGACUUCCGUGAUCCAUUGUGCCAGGGCUUGUCACGUACCGAUCAACCACCCGUCGGCAUGACUGGUCCUCUUGUGAUGGAACGAGUGACUGAAUUCGCUAGCUCUGGGUUGCGUACACUUGUGAUCGGGGCGAAAUUGAUCACGUCCGUGGAAUGGUCUCAGCUGAAGAAUGAAUUGGACGAAGCACGUGGAAUGUUGGAGGGUCGGGAGCAGGCAAUGAAUCGGGUCUAUGAGAAAAUUGAACGAGGCUUUCUGCUUGUUGGGUGCACGGGUAUUGAAGACAUGCUACAAGACGGAGUGCCAGAGACCAUUACAGCGUUACGAGAAGCGGGUAUUCAGGUUUGGAUCCUCACGGGCGACAAAGAAGAGACCGCGGUGAAUAUCAGCUACUCGGCCGGGCAUUUCUAUCAUGGCAUGAAUGAGGCUCGCAUCACCAAGCAGGAAACCCUGUACCAGUGUUCGAACGAAAUCGAUCGCCAAAUCGAACGAAUUCGCGAAUCGAAAUCGAUCGAUCCGGAAUCUCCUUUUGGUGUGGUUAUUGAUGGACAGUCAUUGAAUUUCGCUUUGGAACUUCCGUUACGUAAGAAAUUCACCGAAUGCUGUUUGAGCGCAACCACUGUGCUCUGUUGUCGAUUGACCCCGAUCCAAAAAGCCGAGGUGGUCAGACUGAUCAAGGAGAGCCGUUCUCCACCUCCGGUCACUGCAGCAAUUGGGGACGGGGCAAACGAUGUGUCCAUGAUCCUCGAGGCUCAUGUGAGCUUUGGUCUGUUUGGCAAAGAAGGCCGUCAAGCCGUGCGAGCGGCGGACUACGCGUUUGGUCGGUUCCAAUUCCUGAAAACGGCCAUUCUUUUUCACGGGCACACCUACUACAUCCGUGUAGCUAUGCUUGUAUUGUAUUUUUUCUACAAGAAUCUGGUUUUCACCCUCCCUCAAAUGUUAUUUGGAUUUUUUUGUGUCUAUUCAGCUCAAACUAUCUAUCCGGAAUUUUAUUUAGUCUUUUUCAACAUAACCAUGACCUCUUUACCCAUUUUCCUUUAUGGUGUAUUCGAGAAACCCGUUCCCCGGUCCACUCUUUUAGCCUUUCCUGCCCUUUAUCGAUCGAUUGUGCGAAAUCGUGGACUAUCCCGGCUGAAUUUUCUCAUGUGGAUCUGUUUAGCUGUGUGGCAUGCAUUUGUGAUAUUUUUCGGCGCCUAUUUUGUCGCGUUCCAAGGACAGGCGAGUGGUGGGAGUAGUACACAAACCAAUUACGGCGGGUCGGCAGUAGGAGAAAUUGUGUGUUUUGGCAAUCUGGUUCUGAUGAGCAUUUUUCUCGUGGUCAAUUUGCGUCUGAUUUUCUUCAGUCACUUUAUCAACUGGGUCGUCGGCUUGGGAUUCGCGCUCACAUUCAUUCUGAAUUGGGCCAUGUUCUUGUUCCUGAAUUAUUACCUGUUCCCGUUGGAGACGGGCGCGCAACUGUUUGGCACGUACACCGUGCUCUGGGGCGGUUCUGGUGCGGGGACCGGUUGGUUCGCGUUGCUUGUGUUCAUGUUCCUGGCCCUAUUGCCCGAUAUGGUUAUCCGCGGUCUCUCCGACCAGGGAUGGGAAUGGCGUUUGGAACAAAUGGCGCAGGAGGAGAAGGAACGCGCUCUGGCGGAUGAAAUGGAUCGGAGAGAGGCAAAACAGCGCUUGGCGAAGAAAGCCAACCAGACAGAUGGUAACGCGUACAAACAGAGCGGGUCCAUUCGUGAGGAGACUAAUAACACCAACCAGUAUCCAAAAGAGAGCAAUACUUACACGAAUCCAAGCUUUGAUUGGCCAGUCGGAGAACCACUACCUCACAUCUCUGAGGCCCCGAGUAAUCAACUAAAAACUCGGUUACACAUCGAGGAGUUGUUUGAACAAGGGCCAAUUGUGCAAAAACCCACAACGCAUUCCCGACGUUUAAUCGAUUAUACUCGAAAUGCUGUUGGACAACCGCCGGUACCUUCGAUGAACUCAGGUCCGGAUCUCCCCGGAGGGGGACUGGUAGCCCAUGUGACGUAUGGACAACCAGAGACAAUUAUGUCCCGAAUGUGA
Messenger RNA from Echinostoma caproni, 2196 nucleotides. NCBI's taxonomy places the organism in Eukaryota, Metazoa, Platyhelminthes, Trematoda, Plagiorchiida, Echinostomatidae. The record is from the annotation of a GenBank genome assembly.